This is a messenger RNA of Pipistrellus nathusii (Nathusius's pipistrelle), 657 nucleotides long. NCBI's taxonomy places the organism in Eukaryota, Metazoa, Chordata, Mammalia, Chiroptera, Vespertilionidae. The record is from the annotation of a GenBank genome assembly.
AUGUCUGCUUCCAGCGGCUCCCAGAGGCCCAUUAAGGGGAUCCUGAAAAACAAAGGCUCCUCAGCCACGGCCUCUGCGGUGGCCACAUCGGCCUCCUCCGUCAUGGCCCCCGCCCCGCAGCCCCGCGGCCUCAACCAACUACAGGCCAGAAAGCCCAAGAAGUGGGACGAGUCCAACAUCUGGGCCACCUGCCGGGCCGCCUACAGGGACUACGAUCUGAAGAACAUCAACGAGCCCAGCACGCCCCAUGUCAGGAUCCAAGCUGGCGUCGAGGAUAUGGCGCAGGAGCUCGAAGCCAAAGAGCUGGCCCAAGGCUCCCCCGGCCACAUCCUGGGGAAAUUAGCCGCCACCUAUGCCUCUGAGCCGAACUGCUGCCUAGGAGAGCUGGAGAGCAAGGAGGCCCACAGCAGCAGGCUGCUUCUGGACAAGAUCGAAAGACAGCGGCAGUUUGAGCUGAGACGGAAGCUGCAUUACACCGAGGGCCUGAACAUCAAGCUAGGGAGAGAACUGAUUGCCAAAGAACUGCAAUAUUUAGAAAUCGAUGAUGAAGAUGAAGAAAUGCCACCUGUUGCCGGUGAAGAGAAUCCCGCCGCGGGAGAAGCAGUGAAGGAUGGUCCUGCAAGUGAAGAACUGCAGACUCCAGCAAGCUACCUGUAG